CCACAAAACAAAAACACAAACAACAAAUAAAUAGAGUUCAUUUUUUUUCAUCUUCCAUUACCUUAGCAAGUUUGUCUUUGAGUGAAACAAAUCUUUCUUCACUCUUCACAUUAACCAUUUUUCUCUCACUUCAUUCUAUCCUCUCUCUCUCUCUGUUACAUCUCUUUCUUCCAUCAUGUCAUUGCAAGUCAAGUUAUUUUCUUGGUCCCCAGAGUAAAAAUCUGUGAUUUUUUACACUUUUUCUUGAAGGGUAUUUUAAUUUCUCAAAGGAAGUAAAUAAACAUCCUUUGUUGUUUUUGUAUUGGUUACAGUUGUCUGCAUUUCUGUUUGUCUUUUUGUAUUUUCUUGUGCUGCUUUUUUUUUUCUACCCUUUUGUGUUUUCAUUUUCGUUCUGAAAGAUGAGGAAGAAUGGAUGGAGGUUACCUUAUCAUCCUCUGCAGGUGGUGGCUAUUGCUGUUUUUUUAGCUCUCGGGUUUGCCUUCUAUGUGUUCUUUGCUCCUUUUGUUGGGAAGAAGGUUUAUCAGUAUAUUGUUACAGGACUCUACACACCUCUGAUUGCUAGUGUCUUUGGACUAUACAUUUGGUGUGCGGCAGCCGAUCCAGCCGAUCCAGGGGUUUUUAAGUCCAAAAAGUAUCUUAAAAUUCCUGACAGCAAAAAGCUUAGCGGGUUCAAGGAUUCUAAACGAGGAGGGGAAUCAAAUUCAUCCGUGCACGAUGGAAAUGCUUCAACAAUUGGACCAAAGUCUGUGGAUAAGGAGGCGUUUGGAACCGAAGCAAGUUUUAAAGAUGCUUCAAUUUCAAAAGAGAAGAAAAGUGCAUCGCCCCCUUCGCCAUCUUGUUUUCUAUGGCUUUUCUCUCCUUGCGCUUACGUAUGCAGCUGCUCUAGUUCACAUGAUAACUCUUCUGAUCAACUAGCUAGUGAAGACGGCAUGUUCUACUGCAGUUUGUGUGAAGUUGAGGUCUUCAAGUACAGCAAGCACUGUAGAGUUUGUGACAAGUGCGUUGAUAGCUUUGAUCAUCAUUGCAGAUGGCUUAACAAUUGCAUUGGGAAAAAGAACUACCGAAAUUUUUUCACCCUUAUGGUUGCGGCUCUUCUCUUGCUUAUUCUUCAAUGGUUGACUGGGAUAGUUGUGCUUAUCUGCUGUUUUCUCAAGAGGAAGGAAUUUUCUGUUGACGUGUCCUCCAAGUUGGGAAGCAGUUUCUCUCUCGUUCCUUUCGUUAUUGUAGUGGCAUUUUGCACCAUUUUGGCUAUGAUUGCUACGUUACCCCUUGUUCAGCUUUUCUUCUUUCAUAUUCUUCUCAUUAAAAAGGGAAUCAGCACGUAUGAUUACAUCAUAGCUUUGAGGGAGCAGGAUCAACAAGGAGUUGGAGGUCAGCAGAGUCCUCAAAUGUCACCUGUUAGCUCGAUUACCGGACUAAGCAGUGCAAGCUCCUUUUCUACUUUUCAUCGCGGUCAAUGGUGCACGCCCCCGCGCAUGUUUAUUGAUGAUCAGUUUGAUGUAGUGCCACCCGAAACAGCUUCUGUAAGUUCUCUAGGAAAGAAGUCAAUUCGAGAAGAACCGGUAAAGAAAAAGAAUCCCGCAGCAGUCAAAAUUAGUCCGUGGACAUUGGCACGGUUAAAUGCAGAAGAGGUUUCAAGGGCCGCCGCAGAAGCAAGAAAAAAAUCGAAAAUUCUGCAGCCUGUAGUGAGACAUAACAACGAGCCAUUCAGGCUAGAAGCAGAUCAUACCUCCGGAAGCAGCGGAAGGCGAAUGGCCCCAAGGAGGCCAGGUAAGCGCAUUCGCUUACCCGCCGAUUUACCUAUGGAAGCCUUAACAAAAUAUUCCGCCGGUAAUAUCGACAAAAGCUUCAACAGAAUGUCAAGUCUAGCACCUCUCCAGCUCGAAGCGCGGACAACUCAAGUCCUCUCAAGCUCAAGCGGCAUUGCUGCGUCUUCUCCGGAAAGCAGUUUGGACUCACCAGAUAUCCAUCCGUUUUGCGCGCCUCCGGCGGAAGGCGAACCAACAAGACGGCUCGGAAGUCUUUCGGUCGGCGGUUCAGCGACAGCGAAAGGAUUUCCGUUUUCAAGAUCAGCUAGCGAUGGAUACGAUGCUUCUGGCGGGGAAGACAGCGACAGGGUCCCAACGAGGAUUGUUGAUAGAUCAACAACAAAUUGGAGUAAUCUUCUUUUCAAUGCAGAUCAAGAUGAAAGAGGUUUUGAAACAAAAUCAUCAACUAGCUUUGUUCAUAAUAGAAAGUUGUGACCAAAUUGAUCUAUUGUUGGGAAUUGUUCAUUCUUUGAUUUGUGAGUCCAAAAGAAGUUGCUUCCAACUUAAAAGUACUUCAACAUUCCUUAACCUAUGUACAGAGUUUUAGGUCACAUUAACUAUGAAGAUAUGUUGUUUUGUGCACUUUAUUUUCUUUGAUCAAAUUUUAAUCAGAGACCUUAUGUUA
Messenger RNA from Lathyrus oleraceus (garden pea), 2433 nucleotides. Its product is annotated as probable protein S-acyltransferase 22. Gene Ontology annotation, cellular component: endoplasmic reticulum; Golgi apparatus. Bases 399 to 2243 code for a protein of 614 amino acids. Gene Ontology annotation, biological process: peptidyl-L-cysteine S-palmitoylation; protein targeting to membrane. The transcript has 9 exons. Gene Ontology annotation, molecular function: protein-cysteine S-palmitoyltransferase activity. Lineage: Eukaryota; Viridiplantae; Streptophyta; Magnoliopsida; Fabales; Fabaceae. The record is from RefSeq and is a predicted model, not a curated record.